Falco peregrinus (peregrine falcon) is the source of this 5236-nucleotide messenger RNA. It is a transcript of the gene EPB41L4A, whose product is annotated as erythrocyte membrane protein band 4.1 like 4A. Gene Ontology annotation, cellular component: cytoskeleton. NCBI's taxonomy places the organism in Eukaryota, Metazoa, Chordata, Aves, Falconiformes, Falconidae. The record is from RefSeq and is a predicted model, not a curated record. The transcript is spliced from 23 exons. The coding region runs from base 320 to 2362 and encodes 680 amino acids.
GACAGCCAGCGGCGGGCGAGCGCUGCGCCCCCGGCGCCAUCCUAAGAGCCGCCGGUCUUUUUCCUCCCCCUUUCCCACAGGGAGCGCCCGACACCCUCCGUCCAGGCUCUUUCGCGGGAUGGCGGCGGCGGCGCAGGGCCGCCCCGUGGGGCUGGGCGCUGUGCCCUAGCGCCGCCGGUCUCAGUCGCUGCGGCGGGGCGCGGAGCCGUGCGCGGAGCCGGACGCAGCCCAGCCCCGGCGGCGCCCCAGCCCCUCUCCGCCUGCCGCCGUUCGGGGCUCUUUCCGCCUCCCCGCCCCGUUCCCGGCCAUCGCAGCAGGCAUGGGCUGUUUCUGCGCGGUCCCGGAGGAAUUUUACUGCGAAGUUCUGCUCCUGGACGAGUCCAAGCUGACCCUCACCACCCAGCAGCAGGGCAUCAAGAAGUCAACGAAAGGGUCGGUUGUCCUGGGCUACGUAUUUCGUCACUUAAACCUAGUGGAGAUAGAUUACUUUGGACUGCGCUACUGUGACCGAAGUCAUCAAACGUACUGGCUGGAUCCUGCAAAGACCCUUGCUGAACAUAAAGAAUUGAUAAACACUGGACCACCAUACACUCUGUAUUUUGGCAUUAAAUUCUAUGCAGAGGAUCCAUGUAAACUGAAAGAAGAAAUAACAAGGUAUCAGUUUUUCUUGCAGGUUAAGCAAGAUGUUUUACAGGGCCGUUUGCCUUGUCCAAGCAACACUGCAGCACAGCUGGGAGCAUAUAUAAUUCAGUCUGAGCUGGGGGACUAUGACCCAUACAAGCACACUGCAGGUUAUGUCUCGGAGUACCGCUUUGUUCCAGACCAGAAGGAAGAGCUGGAAGAUGCCAUAGAGCGGAUACACAAAACUCUGAUGGGUCAAGUUCCUGCUGAGGCAGAAGUGAACUACUUAGGGGUGGCCAAAUCCCUGGAAAUGUAUGGAGUGGAUCUCCAUCCUGUUUAUGGUGAAAACAAAUCUGAAUAUUUUUUAGGAUUAACACCCAUAGGAGUUGUUGUCUACAAGAAUAAGAAACAAGUAGGAAAAUAUUUCUGGCCUAGAAUUACAAAAGUUCACUUCAAGGAAACACAGUUUGAACUUAGAGUCCUGGGAAAAGAUUGCAAUGAAACUUCCUUCUUUUUUGAAGCACGUAACAAGAUCACAUGCAAACAUCUCUGGAAAUGCUGCGUAGAACAUCAUACAUUUUUCAGAGUGCCAGAGAAUGAAUCAAACUCUCUGUCAAGAAAAUUCAGCAAGUUUGGAUCCAUAGGUUAUAAACAUCGGUACAGUGGCAGGAGAUCUUUGCAAAUGACCAGAGACCCUUCUGUGCAGCUCCCGCGGCCUGACCAGAGCAUUGAAAGAAGUCGCAGCAAGACUUACCCCAAAAGAACACAACAGACCGGAUCUAAGAACAUGAGCCAGAUUACAACAAAUGGAGAAAAUGAAGGAACUACUAAAAUUAUUGCACCUUCCCCAGUGAAAAGCUUUAAAAAGAUGAAAAAUGAAAACAGUCCAGAAACCCAAAGAAGUAAAACAAGCGCACCGUGGGAGGAAAAUGGCCCCCAGAGUGGGCUGUAUAAUUCUCCGAGUGAUCGCAAUAAAUCACCAAAGUUUCCUUACGCUCGUCGACGGAACCCAUCAGGUGGCAGCGAGAACGAGUCUGGGCAGCCAGUUCGGAGGAGGAAAAAUCAAAACAGUGGCGAAGAUUCAGAUUUAAAGCAAAGGAGAAGAUCACGGUCUCGCUGUAACACCAGCAGUGGCAGUGAAUCAGAAAAUUCCAACAGAGAGCAUCGGAAGAAGAGAAACAGAUUACGUCAAGAGAAUGACAUGGUUGACUCAGCUCCUCAGUGGGAAGCUGUGCUACGGCGACAAAAGGAGAAAAACCAGGUGGAUCCAAACUACCGGCGAUCCAGGCACAGAUCUCGAUCGAGGAGCCCAGAUGUACAAGCUAAAGAAGAACUGUGGAAACAUAUUCAGAAGGAGCUUGUGGAUCCAUCUGGCUUGUCUGAGGAACAAUUGAAAGAAAUUCCAUACACUAAAAUAGAGACUCAAGGUGACCCGAUCCGCAUUAGGCAUUCACAUUCUCCUCGAAGCUACCGUCAGUAUCGGCGGUCCCAGUGCUCCGACGGUGAAAGAUCUGUCCUGUCUGAAGUGAAUUUGAAAACUGAUCUGGUGCCUCCACUGCCUGUUACACGAUCUUCAGAUGCGAAAGGUCCUAGCAUCCAGUUGACCCAACAGAGACAGAAUGGAUCUAAAGACAGCCUAAUAGAAGAAACAUCUCAACUGUCUACUAACAACGUUGGUGGAAAACCCACCACUAAGAUCGUAAAAACUGUGCAGGUCUCCCACUUCAAGGUGGAGACUUGACUGCCGCAACUGAAGAUGGUGAAUGGAUUUUAUUCUUUGGAAACUGAAAAUUAAUGUGUGUGUGCAAGGGAAGGAACUGACGUUGACGUGGUAGCAAUUUCUUCAGGACACUCAGAAGCGCAGGCUGCUUGCUGGGAAGGCCGAGCAGUGCUUUUAUCACCAACACUGUUCUAGUGGUGUGACUGAUCAAGGAGAAGCUGCCUGAUUAGACAACCAAAAAGAAAAGUCUUAGUAAAACUGAAUGAUCAUCAGUUACAUUUCCAAAAAAUGAACAAAAAGAAGUGCUGCAACAAAACAGGCUUUAUGGUCUGCUCUGUAACUGAAUCGCCUUUUUCCAAAAAAUGACUGUUAACUGACAUGAUCAGGACCAGAUGCUUCAAGAGAAGCAAAAUAGUCAUAUUUUUGGUCAAUUGUGCAAUACAGUGUGAUAUGGGGAGAAUUAUCUUCACAAUUUUAUAUGGGGAUCAACUUGUGUCCUGAGACAUGAGGACUGAUAGCUCUUACAAGGUUUAUUUUAGCCUAGCACAACAACAGUUGUCAAUACAAAAGUUGACUCAGCCUGUUUUAGCUCAAAAAUAAUACACUCGGUAACACCCUGUAGCAGAGAGUUCCAGAGGUGAUACAGACUUACUUUCCCUUGGCAGUUUUAAGUGUUCUCAUUUUUUAAUACUCUUUUAUGUAGAGGGACUGUUUAAUUGAAUAUUCCAUACCACAGAAAUACAUCUAUCACCUUAUAGUAAACCACACUGGAAAAACAAUGGAUAAUAUGUACUGACCCACCGUAUUGAGACUGCUUAUCAAGGCACUUAAGUACAGGUUAAAUGAAACUUGUGGAGUAGGAUUUAAGACAGCUAGCAAAUAGACUUUUUUUUUUUUUUAAUUAAACUAGAUUAGCAAAAUCUGCCUUAAUCUCUUUUCAUAUGAAAUAAUCAAUGCUAGUAAUUUCUGAUACUUUUCUCUGAGCCAUUUCUACUAUGAUAAAAUUACGAAGGCAGUAUUUCAGGUAUGUUAAUUGCAAUUUUUUUUUUCUGUUGUCAUGGUAGGAAUAGUAAGUGUUAAUGAUGCUGCACAUUGAGUGGGUUAUCUUCUAGUAUGUAUCUGAAGUGAUGCCUAGCUCUUCUCCUGUCCUAUCACUGUGUACAAAUAGCUGAAAGUUAUUCCUCUGCCUCCCUUUUCUCCACAGUCAGCCCAUGGAUGAGUCUUCUGGUGUUGUUAACUUAACUGAGAAGCUUAGCAAAAUCUUUGUGUCGUGAAAGUUACUUUUGCUAAGUGUAAUCCCCAAACUAAAUAUUGAAUUUGUCCAACAGCAUUGAAAAUGGCUGUGGUAGCUCGUACCUUCUUACAUCUCUUCUUCUUAAACUCUGCCCCGACUGCCUCCAGUGAUUUGCAGUGAUCCUGUGUCUUCUACCCCUAGCAACACCAUACCAGGGGACUGUAGCCCUGUCAGAAAAGCAAUACUCUUUGAGAACUGGAGUAAGCGUAAGGCAUCUGAGUUCCACUUCACAAGUUUACUUCACAUGAGUUUACUAAUACACGUAUUAACUAAAAAAAACAGAGAAGUGAAGCCUCGUAUGAUGUGUUUUAUUUUCCACUUCAUUUUUUGAUUCUUUAUUGUUUCAUGAUGCGAGGUGGUCAGGUGGAUGCUGCUGGUCAGGGUGGUAGCCAUACAGUUUGUAUAUUCCUAUCACAGUAGAUUGCUAUGGGAGAUGCUCCAUCAUGUGAGGGAAGGCAGAUUAAUUUAUAAAUAUUUUUCUUUGAUCACUUAUUUUGGACAGUUCUGCUUCUUGAGUCUCAGUGAACAAAUCUAAGGGAAGGAAAGCACUUAGAACCCUUCUGCAGUAAAAAUUCUGUUUUCAUGGAGGUUCUGAAUUUACUAUGGAUUUCAUUCUAGGACAUUCUUGGGCUUGGCUUACAGUAUUUGCUCAAUCUGCUUUGGAAGUCUGUUAAACGAUUUCAUUGUCAUUGCUUCAAUGUAAAAUGAUCCUUUAAGAUAUAUUUAUAAUCUUAUAUAGUAUUCUCAAAAGCGCCAGUUUAAAAAAAAAAAAAAAAAAAGUGCAAAACCCCCACAAAUCAAACAAACACAAAAAAAUGUCCCAUCACUGUAGCAAAGAUUGUGGUGAUACAGAUUAAUCUAGAGCAUCACAGUCUUUUGGAAGACUACUGAAAUACAACAAACCACACAAGAACUGGUUUCAGUAUCUGCAAUGAAAACCACUCUUUAUUUCUUCAAGAAGGUGCUUCAAGCUGGAGCAUUUUGAACCUGCUUGUAGUUUGUUGCUUUCUAAAUCACGACCAUUAUUCUUCAUUCCUUACUUAGGCCCAGGCAAGUAGAACAUACCUACUAUUUUAGGAGGAUUUGUGUUGUUACUAUUUGAGAAUUAUCAGUACAUAGUGACAAAAUCUUGCCAAUCCUCAAACACUAAUUAAGAAGAAAAUUACAUGUAAGGUUUAUAUCCAACCUCACGUUUUCCUGUGUGUUGUCACCUGCCUGUGGGCUUUUGUGUAUUAUUGCUGGAUACCAUCAGCCAAGUGUGUGGUUUUACUUAUCCCACAGCACCAAAACAUAGGCUUCUCUCUAGUCUAACAGAGAUAGGUUUUGAUUCUCAAGUCACAGGAGAAUUGUUUCAUAACCAAGCCAACUUUUCUGCAUUUAAAUGAGAAAUUUACAGAAAGAAUCCUGAAUUUGAGCUGGUGGUCUUCUCUCCAAUGAAACUAUGUAGGUUUUAGCAAGUCUAAUGCUUGGUCUGGGGCACUAACAUACAGUUUUGUGUCUGCAAGACGAAGCUUAAAACCUCUAUUACAUGUUAAGUAUCAGUGCCAGAACAAGGUGAAACUUGGACAAGGACAUCACUGUCAGAUAAUAGUACAGAAAAA